GCAAGAUAUCGGCAGCAGUGGACGAGUGCCCCGUGAAUGGAAACCAUCUGAGUGGGAUGGUGGCCGUUGCUUGCUUCGCGCGGCCAAUCGUGACGUUGCCCCCGACAACGACGACGACCACAGUCACUGUGUCGACAACAGUCACGCAUAUUUUGAAGACGAGUGACUCCCAGCACUUCAGCUGCGAGGAGCCUGGGUGCACCGCGACCACAGUCCUUGUGGUUGAUGACUUCAACCUGACGUCUCGAAAGUGCAAGCUGACUAUGAGGAUUAACGAGACCGACUUUGAUGAACAAGACGGGACCACGGAGCGUGUGGAGUGGAUCAAGGUCGGCGGGUCGACUAUCACAGAAAGCCUGAAGCCGGGCAAGAACCCAUGCCAAGAGGCAGCUUCCGGUAAGCCGCGAGAGUAUGUGAACUUCACCAUCCUGGAUGGGAAGGAUGUCGCAGACAAAAUUGCCGACGGCAUGCUCUUCGUGUCCUUGAAGAUCUCGGACAUGGUUGACGAGUGCUCCGUGGACGGCCGCCUCCUGGAUGGUCAAGCCGACCUAUCCUGUAGCUGA
Symbiodinium necroappetens is the source of this 563-nucleotide messenger RNA. The record is from the annotation of a GenBank genome assembly. NCBI's taxonomy places the organism in Eukaryota, Dinophyceae, Suessiales, Symbiodiniaceae.